Molecule: messenger RNA, 1038 nt
Organism: Alosa sapidissima (American shad)
Lineage: Eukaryota; Metazoa; Chordata; Actinopteri; Clupeiformes; Clupeidae
Product: sericin-2-like
Exons: 11
Coding region: 105-944 (279 amino acids)
Source: RefSeq, a predicted model, not a curated record
UGAUUCUAAUUAUCACUGAAUUGAGCAUGAGGGCGUCCUGCCUUUAUAAGCCUCCAUAAUGCCAGCUUGAAAUCAUCCUUUCCAUUGUUGUUUAGUGAUCCAACAUGGCAGUACUGGCAAAAGUUGUCGCUGUGUGGUUUCUCAUUGCUACUGUUAGUAAUGUCUUCUGUCUUCCAAAGAGGGAUGUUGUGGAGAAAGGUGCCCAUGUGGUUGAUGUUACAACACCAAAUCCCAACAACCAGACCCAAACCGGAGAUAAUGGUGGUGCAAGUGAAGAUGUUCAAUCAGCCACUCCAGCACCUAAUCCCCAGAAUCAGACAGAUGCUGCACAAACUGAAGUUACUGAUGGAGCAAGUGAAGAUGACGUGGUAACUGAAGGCCCAAAUUCCCAAAACCAGACAACAGCUGCCCAAACUGGAAAUGCUGAUGGAGCAAGUGAAGAUGACGUGGUAACUGAAGGCCCAAAUUCCCAAAACCAGACAACAGCUGCCCAAACUGGAAAUGCUGAUGGAGUAAGUGAAGAUGACGUGGUAACUGAAGGCCCAAAUUCCCAAAACCAGACAACAGCUGCCCAAACUGGAAAUGCUGAUGGAGUAAGUGAAGAUGACGUGGUAACUGAAGGCCCAAAUUCCCAAAACCAGACAACAGCUGCCCAAACUGGAAAUGCUGAUGGAGCAAGUGAAGAUGACCUGGUAACUGAAGCCCCAAAUUCCCAAAACCAGACUACGUCAUAUGCUGCAGGGUCCCAGGAUGGUCCAAGUGAAGAUGCUGAGGUUACCAUGCCGACACCAAAUGUCCAAAACCAGACCACCUCAGACCACACUGUAGGAACUGAUGGUGCAAGUGAGGAUGCUUUUGUGUUAACUACUGUACUGAACCUGCAUAAUGAGACUACUGCUGCCCAAGAUGGGACCACGGUUACUGACUCCCAUGAUUCUGCCUAACCCAUUCCUGAUGUGACCAUUCGGAAUGCUAUGCCUGAUGGAACUACUCAUCAUUUUCAUCUUGAAAGCAAUAAAGACCAGACUUUUUAUCCAA